This is a messenger RNA of Adineta ricciae, 552 nucleotides long. NCBI's taxonomy places the organism in Eukaryota, Metazoa, Rotifera, Eurotatoria, Adinetida, Adinetidae. The record is from the annotation of a GenBank genome assembly.
AUGACCAAUAAUAAAUUCAUUGUGAUUAUUAUUAGUGCUGCUAUUGGUCUUAUUCCAAUUAUUCUUGGUAUUGUUGCUCUCGUAACACCAGAAUGGAUUGUAGUAAAUUUAGUCGGUGAAAGAGCGAGUACUGUGUAUGGUCUUUUUCAACGAUGUGCUAGUAUCGAGACUGAAACCGGUAGCACUACAAGCUGUGUGGAUAUUAAAUCUGCAUUUCAGACAGUUGAAGGUUUACAAAUAGCUGGCGUGGUUAUCCUAGCCGUAGGCGUUGUCAUUGCUAUUAUCAUCAAACAGUUUUCACCAAAGUACAUUUUGAAUCUAUUCACACCCCUAUUACCAUUGAUUGGCUCUGUUCUUAUUCUCGUUGGUUCUCUUCUGUUUGCUAAAUAUGUUAUCGAACACUAUAGUAACAACUUUAUCGAUGUCACAAUUGGUUACAGUAUGGUUUUAAUGGUUAUCGCCUGUAUUUGUGGCUUUGUCGUAACUGCUCUAUUCGCUUUCGAUACAGGUUACAACUAUGGUAAUAGUCGCAGCACUGUUAAUUUUGGAUAG